Messenger RNA from Trichobilharzia regenti, 5314 nucleotides. The record is from the annotation of a GenBank genome assembly. Lineage: Eukaryota; Metazoa; Platyhelminthes; Trematoda; Strigeidida; Schistosomatidae.
CAGUUUUGAGUGGUGCGUAAAGGUAGGUUCCUCAUGCAGUUUGUGAUUCGUAGUACUUAGUUCCUGUUUCUUCCCCUCGUCGAAGCCAAAACUUCAAUUUUUUAUUUAAGAGGGAAUCAUUUUUAUCAGCCUAGGGGAUCGUAAGCGAUUAAUUAGUCUUACAGUGUAUGAGGCUACAUUGAUUUCCUUUGCAGUCGGAAACUUCAUCAACUCAGCGUUCCGACCCUCAAAUGCAGAAACCUUCUGAUCACCUAGUUUCAAAACGAAAUGCCCUAUUGUGCCUAACUAACGUAAAGCAGCAUGGGUUUUCGCCAGUAAUGACAAGUUGAAUCGGUAAUUUUAUUCCUAUUAACGAGCUCGUUGGUUAGGUCUCUAGAUUGAUAGGCAGUAGCUGCACUCAUGCUUUUCUAAGGUGUUGUUUAGAGCCUUCAUAAAGUCCCGUAUUACCAGAAUUACCUGGUGAAAAUAUGAAUUCUACAUAAUUACUACUUAAUAAUAGUUUUUUCUUUACCUCACGUUCCCCAGUGGAGCAUAGGGCUCCAAGCUAGUGACUUGAAGUUUCCGUAGCAGUGUUUGUUUUACAGGAUGGGGUUGCUGGCCUCAUGCCUAACCUUUCCUCUUUGCCAGCAUUAUUUCAGGCUUAGCGAGGUAAAGGAGUGCAUCGGUCGGGUAUCGAACCCUGGACCAUGUGGAUGAUGGGCGAGCGUCUUUACCGCUAGACCACCGACUCAAUAAUAAUAAUGAACAGGAGAUUAUGUGUUAUCACCGGAGAACUACAUUUUCCAGUUAGUUACCUGACUUCAGUUAACACAACCUGGUUGCUAAAUGUACAUGUUAAACAUGUUAAAUUCUCAUGUAAUCUGUGGUUCUGUGCUUCACUUGUAGUCAUUCUGCUACCGAUUCCAUAGUAUUGUAAUAGCGCAGUUAGUGUUGUACAACGUAAUCGAAGAUGUCUGUUGUCGAAACCAUGCAGUCUUUCCAGGCCAUUUCGGUUACGAAGUUGGGUAAUGUUGAGUCUUCGGAAAUAUUUAUUACCCAGAAUUUAAGGCAAUCAACAAACGUUAUUAACAAACAUUAGAAAAAUAUACUACCUGAAAUUAGGCGUAAGAGUUUAAGGUGUGAUUAUUCACACAUAAGCGCACCUUCUACGGGACAUUCCUGAAUUGUCGUGAGUACUCUUAAUUCCUCCGUCAACAGACGUCAGCUAUAAAACAAAGUAUGACCAUGCUCAGCUAAGCACUUGGGGCUCCUGGUAUUGAUUAAGCUAUCCAUUGGUGCCAAUCUUAGUUACCGUGGAACAUCUUUAGUGAAUGGCAAGACAUACUACUGACCGGGAGAAUGAAGUGAGUUGUCAAACACCCAGUAGGAUUCGUGUUCUUCAUAAAGUAACGUCGUCAACUAACUCAUUGGCGCUAAUGCAGCUUCCAUUGUAAGUGAAACAAUUGACAUAUCGGUCUAUUUGUUUUUAUGAUUUGACUCUUAGUUUGUUCAAACUGGUGUACAACUUUCUCAAGCAGUGUCCAAGUAUAUUACUGUGGGUCCUGUGAAUUUUAUUGAAUUCCGGUCUUGCGAUUUUCCUACUGGUAUUGAAUCUUGUAAACCUCCACAACUUAUUUAGUAAUUGUUUUGGUUUGUCCGUGCAUCUUAUUAUUGUAGGUUUCGCGUAGCAUAUUCUUUCAGCAAUCCGCCUGUCGAAUAAGCUAAAGUGGUUGGUGAUGAUCAUCUCAUCCUGUUACCUCUCUCACCCCUCUCACUUCCUUGAACCAAAGCUACUUCAUGUCGUAGUGGGGGUUUUUAGUCAGUUUUACUUUAAGCAGGUUGCAUUUCUUCUGGUGUUUUGUACCACUAAUCAGUUCGGACGAAGUUACAGAUAUUCACUGGGUUUCACCAACCGUUUAUUAAUAGGUAUCAGAGUCAACUUGCUAGUAAUUUUUUUAAAGAUGCAAUUUUGUUUGACUUUGAAGUUCAUUUGUGUGCGAUCAGAAUGAAAAAAAUAACUUUUACGUUUUAAUACUUAAGAUUGAAUUACUUAUCCAUAAACCUACUUUAGUUCCAGUUUAUCUCAUUUCAGGUGAAUUCGAAAUGGGUGUUCCGGCCUUUUUCAGAUGGCUUAGUUUAAAAUAUCCAUCAAUUGUGUCUCAUUGUGUAGAAAAGCGGGGAGCUGCUUUGGAUGAUGAAGACAAUAGGGUACCUGUAGAUACGUCCGAACCCAAUCCUAACGGCGAAGAGUUCGACAACUUGUAUUUAGACAUGAAUGGUAUCAUCCAUCCUUGUACCCAUCCGGAAAAUAAACCUGCUCCUAAAUCUGAGGAGGAAAUGUUCCUGGCCAUUUUUGAAUAUAUUGAUAGGUUAUUCGCCAUAGUCCGUCCUAGGAGAGUUCUGUAUAUGGCUAUCGAUGGAGUGGCACCGCGUGCAAAAAUGAAUCAACAACGAUCUAGACGAUUUCGGGCAGCUAAAGAAGCUAAGGAGAAACAAAUGACUAUUGAAAAUAUAAGGAAUGAGCUAAUUAGUAAAGGAGCCAAGUUGCCACCUCCAAGAGAAGAGCAUUUUGAUUCCAAUUGUAUAACCCCUGGAACACCAUUUAUGGCACGUCUAGCUGUUGCUCUCAGAGGGUACAUAUAUGAUCGCUUGACAAAACAUCCGGGGUGGAAGGAUUUAAUGGUAUUUCUGAGUGAUGCAAACGUCCCUGGCGAAGGGGAGCAUAAAAUCAUGGACUUUAUCAGGAGGCAAAGGAAUAAUCCGACUCAUGAUGCCAAUACGAAACAUUGUCUUUGUGGUGCGGAUGCGGACCUGAUUAUGCUUGGCUUAGCCACGCAUGAGCCUUAUUUCACCAUAAUUCGUGAAGAAUUUAAACCGAAUCAACCAAAACCAUGUGAAAUAUGUGGUCAACUGGGGCAUGAUAUGCAAGAUUGUAUAGGUUCACCCAAUCAAGAGGAUCCAGAUGAACGUCCCCCUCCAGUGUCUGGUGAUGUGGAUUUCAUCUUUAUUCGUUUAAAUGUUCUACGACAAUAUCUGUCAGAAGAUCUAAAAUUGCCAGGCAUCACAUUUGAAUGGGAUCUUGAAAGGGUUAUUGAUGACUGGGUGUUUAUGUGCUUUUUCGUCGGAAACGACUUUCUCCCUCAUCUUCCAAGCUUGGAAAUCCGCGAAGGCGCAAUCGACCGACUAAUAGAAAUUUACAAAUCAACAGUUCAAAAAACUGGAGGAUGGUUAACAGAUAGUGGCAGAGUCGACUUGAAACGUGUUCAAAUCAUCAUGGUUGAUUUAGGGAAAAUGGAAGAUGAGAUUUUUAAAAAUCGACGUGAAUCGGAAUUACAGUUCCGUAAAAGAAAACGCCAAAAUGCGUCAUCGGGUAACUUUGAUAGAAAUCAACGUGAUUCGAAUCCACAACGAUUAGGUAGACGUCCUAACCAUGAAAGUGGACAAUCUAGUUUUAUGCAGCCCAUCUCUCUGAGUGGUCGACAUGGAAUAGCCCACCCAGAAGGUCGCUAUGUAGGGGAGAAUGUUUCUGUCGAUGAAUUUCGAGCUGCACGCCGUCAACAAGGAGGUAUGAAUUGGGUGGAUAAAAACUUGAAUAACCUUGAAUCGGCUACUGCUCUAAGGACAAUGUUGAUUGAUAGGCCUGCAAAUAAGAAUGGAAAUCCGCAUACGACAGAUGGUGAUACUGUUUCGCCUUCAAAAAUGAGAAAAAAUUUAGAAGGAGAAAGAAGUUAUUUAAGUGGACAGGGUAUUGUUCCAAAUAAUAAAUCAGGUGAAAAUGAAGAUGAAUUAAUGGAUGCGGCCGAUGAAGUACGGUUCUGGGAGGAUGGGUGGCGAACGCGUUAUUACCAGUCAAAAUUUGGCGUGGACCCUGAAGACGCACCAGAGUUUUGUACGAAAGUUGGUCAGGAAUACGCACUUGGUUUGUGUUGGGUUUUAGCCUACUAUUACCAGGGAUGUGCUUCAUGGGACUGGUAUUUUCCAUACCAUUAUGCUCCAUUCGCGAGUGACUUCUGUAAAAUUGAGGAGCUUAAUGUUGACUUUACAAAGGAAAAAACAAAACCAUUUAGACCUCUAGAACAGUUAAUGGGCGUAUUUCCAGCUGAUUCACGAAGUCAUGUUCCUCCAGCUUGGCAGGAUUUAAUGACUGAUCCUGAAUCACCUAUCAUUGAUUUUUACCCAACAAAUUUCAAAGUCGACCUAAAUGGAAAACGAUAUGCAUGGAUGGGUGUGGCUUUAUUACCUUUUGUUGAUGAGGUUCGUCUGUUGAAAGCUUUGGAUGCACGAAGAGAUCGUCUAACGAAAGAAGAAGUCGACCGAAAUGUUCGUGGUUCAGAUCAGUUGUUUUGUAGGGCUGAUCAUCCAGCUGGUCCUUUAUUGGAAUCUCUAUAUAAAAUAGAAGCUAACGAAAUGGAGAAAGGUGGUCCUGAAGAACAGCUUGUGCCGUCUUGGGCCUCAGCUGUUGAUCCACGUGUAACUGCCGGUAUCUCUGGUCUAAUCUGGCGCAGUAAAACUGCUUAUUUGCCCGGUGAUCGUGUACCCAGUGCAGUCCCUGGUCAUGUUCCCGCAAUAAAGGCUUCCGAAGCCAUUUCGGCAUGUUUCUCUGAUCCGUCCUAUCCAGAAGGUUUUAUUUUUCCAUCCCGAUUGCUUGAAUCUGUUAAACUGCCGCCACCUGUUUAUCUGCAACCUCCACAACGCGGUCGAGGGAGAGGUCGUGGCAGUUUCCGUAAUGACGAACACCGUGGGAGGUUCAAUGCAGAGUCAGCUAUGCAGCAUUAUGCUCGAGACGGCUCCAGUGAGAGAGGCGAUAACAGCGAUUUUUCUUCAAAUUCAGCAAUGCACAGAAUGGUGGUGAAUUCAUUACCAAGGUACCAACACAGUCAAAAUAAUCACCGACAGUAUAAUGCCACGUCAAAUUAUGAUAGACGAGGUAAUGGUGCACCUUCCCACUGGCGACCUGGUUCCUUUAGUCAUCAUCCUUAUCCUAGGAAUAACGUAUCCAUGUAUCGUCCAUCCAGCAGUUACCCAUUUGAAAAUCCCUACUCUGUACAUACUUCGUACUACAGUACAGGUCUUUCAGAACGAGGCACAAGAGGUGGUCCACAGCCAUGGUUUCGCCCAAAUAGUAGACGUUAAAUAAACAUUGAAAGGAUAAUGCUCCAUCAUGUACAUAUUAUCUUCUCUCAGUGUAUUUGACAGUUACAUUUUACAGUGACUGAUUAAUACUUGUGAAUUGCGCCUGUGUAAGAAACAUGUAUCAUGGAUACUUAUCUGCUUUUCACAUUUGGACUAAGUGUUUUUAUUCGUUUUUCUGCAUAAACAUGUAUCAUUAAAGCUC